AUGCUUAUAUUUAAUUAUUCAGAUAAAUGUAUUCCAGAAAACGGAACAUGCAGUCAGGAUAAAAUUAAUUGUUGUGAAGGAACUGCCUGUAUAGUUCCCUAUUUUACUUGUAUGAAAUGCUUGUAUAAUGGUGAUUAUUGUGAUGGAGAUAAUAGCGUUAAAAGUUGCUGUUCUGGAGAUUGUAAACCAAAGGGAAACACAACACGUUCGACUUGUCAAAAAUGAAAGAAGAUUAUUUUGAUUAUUAAAAAUUGGGUUUUCG
Meloidogyne enterolobii is the source of this 262-nucleotide messenger RNA. The record is from the annotation of a GenBank genome assembly. Lineage: Eukaryota; Metazoa; Nematoda; Chromadorea; Rhabditida; Meloidogynidae.